AUGGCAUGCCUCGCAUACGGAAAUAGCAUUGAUGGUCCUGGUGUUACGACAGAGAACCAAAUUAAGACAAAUCCAGCGACGCAAUCGACGUACAACAACUAUGUCCUUAAAGUAGGCAACAUCAGAUGGAACGACGGAGAAACCCUCCAUGUGGGGUUCCGGGGAGGGACCCCCUGGCAGAGACAGACAGUUGCAUCGAUCGCGGUGCAAUGGACGUAUCACGCCAACAUAUCGUUCCGAUUCGACACAGACGGUAAAGGUCAAGAACGAUACGAUAUUUUGGUCAGCUUCGAUACAACCAAUAAAGCCUCGUGGUCAAAGAUCGGAAAUACAUCUCGAGAUUCUGCCGCAGCCGGGUCGCCUUCUAUGAACCUGGGGGACCUCAAUCAGUUCAACAAUGAUGCGUACAAUCAACGUACCAUCUUGCAUGAAUUCGGUCAUGCCCUUGGUCGCAAACAUAUGCACCAGAGUCCAUGGCGCGAAGAGCAUCCCAGUGUCGCUUUCGAUCGCGAAAAGGUCUAUGCUCAUUACUAUCAGAACCAAGGCUGGGAUCGAAACAAGGUAGAUUUGAAUAUCCUUGCCGAGGCCGACCUGGACUGGACACAGAUCACAGAGCGUAUGCGCAUGAGAAUGAUGGACCUAGUCAUGCCGAAGUUCGACAUGCAAUCUAUCAUGAUGUAUCCCUUCGACGCGAGCCUGAUGUUAGGUGGACAGGGGGGCACGCAAAGAAACUUUGAGCUGUCAGCCUGGGACAAAUAUGCUAUCUCGAAAGCAUACCCGUACCACCCCUAG
Didymosphaeria variabile is the source of this 792-nucleotide messenger RNA. RefSeq lists its product as uncharacterized. Lineage: Eukaryota; Fungi; Ascomycota; Dothideomycetes; Pleosporales; Didymosphaeriaceae. The record is from RefSeq and is a predicted model, not a curated record. Gene Ontology annotation, molecular function: metallopeptidase activity. Bases 1 to 792 code for a protein of 263 amino acids. The transcript has a single exon.